UUUGUGAUUUGAACAAUGCUUUAUCAAAAUUCUAUUGUGAUUUGCUACCUGAUAUUGAGCUGCACCCAUAUUUUUGUUAAAGCUAGAGUAUUCAACAACUUUCCAGCUCAAUAUGCAGAAAAUAGUCAAAUCCCAGAAAUUUCAAAUUUCCCUGAAGCCAAUUCUAUUCAAGAAAAUCCCACGACUUAUGGCACCCGGCCAACUCUGAAAAUCCCGUUCCAAAUGAUAGUCACCCCUGAUUCUAAAUCACUGCAAUUCUACAACCCAAUGCUUGCCUACCGGGAGGCUACUCAAUCCAAUGAGCCACGUGUCAUCGUGUAUAACUCGGAGCUACGGGAUUUGGAGAAAUUCUACCAGCAGCCACUUUUUGAUUGAAUAAAAUUUUGUUUGAAAUGAACUCUAGUUUUUGAA
This is a messenger RNA of Caenorhabditis elegans, 411 nucleotides long. RefSeq lists its product as uncharacterized. The transcript is spliced from 3 exons. NCBI's taxonomy places the organism in Eukaryota, Metazoa, Nematoda, Chromadorea, Rhabditida, Rhabditidae. The coding region runs from base 16 to 375 and encodes 119 amino acids. The record is from RefSeq and is marked reviewed.